Molecule: messenger RNA, 1146 nt
Organism: Kwoniella shivajii
Lineage: Eukaryota; Fungi; Basidiomycota; Tremellomycetes; Tremellales; Cryptococcaceae
Product: mannose-1-phosphate guanyltransferase
Exons: 13
Coding region: 1-1146 (381 amino acids)
Biological process (GO): GDP-mannose biosynthetic process
Cellular component (GO): cytoplasm
Molecular function (GO): GTP binding; mannose-1-phosphate guanylyltransferase (GTP) activity
Source: RefSeq, a predicted model, not a curated record
AUGAUAAGAUACGCGCUGAUCUUAGUUGGUGGUUUCGGUACUCGACUCAGACCUUUGACUUUAUCAUGGCCUAAACCACUGGUAGAGUUCUGUAACAAGGCUAUGAUCUUGCAUCAAAUCGAAGCUCUUGUCAAGGCCGGAGUAAAAGAUAUUGUGCUUGCCGUCAACUACCGACCUGAAGUUAUGGUUUCAGUACUUAAAAAGACUGAAGAAGAAUUCGGUAUCAACAUUCAUUUCUCAGUUGAGACUGAACCGUUAGGUACUGCUGGUCCUCUCGCUCUCGCUAGAGAGAUCCUGGGAAAAGAUGAUACACCUUUCUUCGUCCUCAAUUCUGAUGUCACUUGUAUCUACCCUUUCGAAGCAUUCCGAGACUUCCAUAUUGCUCAUGGGUGUGAAGGUUCAAUCAUGGUAACUAAAGUUGCUGAACCUUCAGCAUACGGUGUCGUAGUCACCAAACCUGGUUCUACAGUCAUUGAUCGAUUCGUGGAGAAACCAGUGGAGUUCGUCGGUAACAGAAUUAAUGCUGGUAUCUACAUUUUCAACCCAAGUGUACUGGAUAGAAUUCAACUUCAACCAACUUCUAUCGAGAAAGAGGUCUUCCCUGCCAUUGCCGCCGAUCAUCAAUUACAUUCCUUCGACCUUCCCGGUUUCUGGAUGGAUGUUGGUCAACCCAAAGACUACUUGUCAGGAACCUGCCUUUACCUCUCUCACCUUACAGCUCAACACUCACCUCUUCUUACCGAUCCCAAACAAAACAAAUGGGUAUAUGGCGGUAACGUCUUGGUAGAUCCUACCGCCGAGAUCGAUCCUACUGCUGUUAUCGGACCUAACGUAGUUAUUGGACCUGAUGCAAAGAUUGGUCCAGGAGUAAGACUUCAAAGAUGUGUUAUCAUGUCAAACGCAACUGUCAGAGAUCAUUCUUGGAUCGCGAACUCUAUCGUUGGAUGGAACUCUAAUGUCGGACGAUGGACUCGGGUUGAAAACAUCACAGUCCUUGGAGAUGACGUUACCAUAAAAGAUGAACUUUAUGUCAAUGGUGCUUCAGUCUUACCUCAUAAGAGUAUCUCUACUUCAAUCACUGAACCUCGAAUUGUCAUGUGUAAGUUUUGUUUCACAGUUGCGGUUUACAAGAAUUGGUUGAACUGA